UGCCUUGCGUUGCGUUGCCCGCUCAAUUCUCGCUUCUUCGCUCAAUUCUCUCUCUCGUCUCGUCUCGUUUCCUCGUAUAACUCCUCAUUCUCCUUCCUACAACAUUCAACCCAAUAAUGCUCACCGCCUGACUUCUUCUGCAAGAUCCACACAUUAUUAGAGUGAGUUGUAAUCAUCAUCAGCUAAGAUGAGUAGCGAAGGGAAGGUUCAUCCAGUGACUUCCAAUGGAGAUUUAACUAAGAAGCCCUUCAAGAUCUUUGUGGGUUAUGAUCCACGUGAAGAUCUUGCAUUUGAGGUCUGUCGCCACUCAAUAUUGAAGCGAUCUUCAAUCCCUGUUGAGAUUGUACCAAUCAAACAAUCGGAGCUGAGAAAGAACAGCCUCUACUGGCGUGAAAGAGGGCAGUUUGAGAGCACCGAGUUUUCUUUCACUCGGUUCUUGACUCCACAUUUGGCCAACUAUGAUGGUUGGGCAAUGUUUGUGGACUGUGACUUUCUUUACCUUGCUGACAUUAAGGAACUCACGGAUUUGAUUGAUGAUAAGUACGCUAUAAUGUGUGUUCAACAUGAUUAUACACCAAAGGAGACAACAAAGAUGGAUGGAGCGGUGCAAACUGUGUACCCGAGGAAGAACUGGUCUUCCAUGGUCUUGUAUAACUCUGGCCAUCCCAAGAACAAGGUCCUGACACCUGAGGUUGUGAAUAAGGAAACAGGUGCUUUCCUUCAUAGGUUUCAGUGGCUUGAGGAUGGUGAAAUUGGGUCAAUCCCGUUUGUUUGGAACUUUCUUGAGGGACAUAACCAGGUUGUUGAAAAUGAUCCCACAACUUUUCCCAAGUCGAUUCACUAUACUCGGGGAGGACCAUGGUUUGAGGCCUGGAAGCAUUGUGAGUUUGCAGACCUAUGGUUAAAGGAGAUGGAGGAGUACAAGCAGGAAGCACAGAAGAAAGUUGAAAAGUAAAAUUAGUACUUUGCUCUACUGCAUUUUAAGUUUGAGAUUCAUUAUUGUAUUCAAUUUCAAUUUAUCCCGUUCUAUUCUUUCUGUCAAAUUUGUUAAAUGGAUCCUAGAGGGUUAGGAUGAUUUUACUAUUAUAAUUAAAUUAAACUAAAGUUCCUUCCACAUUGA
Rosa rugosa (rugosa rose) is the source of this 1120-nucleotide messenger RNA. RefSeq names its product protein CDI. Lineage: Eukaryota; Viridiplantae; Streptophyta; Magnoliopsida; Rosales; Rosaceae. The record is from RefSeq and is a predicted model, not a curated record. Bases 188 to 955 code for a protein of 255 amino acids. The transcript has 2 exons.